Molecule: messenger RNA, 7259 nt
Organism: Gadus chalcogrammus (walleye pollock)
Lineage: Eukaryota; Metazoa; Chordata; Actinopteri; Gadiformes; Gadidae
Gene: sp100.1
Product: SP110 nuclear antigen, tandem duplicate 1
Exons: 18
Coding region: 109-2331 (740 amino acids)
Biological process (GO): regulation of transcription by RNA polymerase II
Cellular component (GO): nucleus
Molecular function (GO): protein binding; DNA-binding transcription factor activity, RNA polymerase II-specific; DNA binding
Source: RefSeq, a predicted model, not a curated record
UGAAACGUUUUCCACUUUGCGCCAGUUGUGAUUUCAGUCCGGAAGUAAUAACUUGUCGCUUGUUUGGUUCGGUUGUCAUAUUUGCAACUGCACACGGAACUAUUCAAAAUGAACCCAUUGGAUUUCUUUGACGAAAACCAACUUCAAGUGUUUUUCCGAUGCAAUAAGACAGAAAUGUCUUGCAUGGAUAAGCCGCAAACAUUUUUAAACCAGCUGCGGGACCACAAGCUCAUUCUUGAGGAGAAAUAUAAGAAGAUGAUCCGUAUAAAGAGCAUAGAUAAAAUGAAGACGAGUGUAUAUGAACUUCUGGACUGGAUCGAGACAGAGCGACCUCGGAAAAUCAGGUUUUUCUGGACCUGCGUCUUCAAGGAGAUCAUCACGACCCAGUACCCCACUCUGAAGCGGCUACGAGACAGCCUCCUCGACGGAUCCUUCCAGUUUUUUGAUGGAGAGGACAGCGACAAACAUACAAGGGAAGGACUCUCGGAAGAGGAGUACCCGGAGAAAGAGCGAGGGGGGAGAGGUAAACGGGGGAGUUUCUGCGACCGGGACGACCGGCAGGGGCAGUCUUCUUCUCAGGCAACUCCAAGGAAGAGGAGGAAUCUCAUGAAGCCAACCUUCGGCUCCUUCCUGUUUUCAGAUGAUGAGGACAGCGGCAAACAUGCAAGGGAAGGACUCUCGGAGGACGAGUUCCUCGAGAAUGACAGAGGGGGGAGAGGUAAACGUGGGAGUCACCGGGACGACCGGCAGGGACACUCUUCCUCUCAGGCUACUCCGAGGAAGAGGAAGAAACUCAUGAAGCCAACCUUCGGCUCCUUCCCACUUUCUGAUGAGGAGAGCAGUGGCGAACAUGCAAGGGAAGGACUCUCGGAAGACAAGUCCAUGGGAAAAGAGAGAGGGGGGAGAGAUAAACUUGGGAGUUUCUGUGACCGGGACGAGCAGCAGGGACACUCUUCUUCUCAGGCUUCUCCAAGGAAGAGGAAGCCAACCUUCGGCUCUCUGCCGAAGGGGGAAAAUGUGGAGAUCUGGACGUGGGCUCUAUACAAGCACCAUCUGCCUGUUACCUGUGGUGAAGAGGAGGGGACGCUCUACCGCGACAAACUGGCAAAAGGAGAGCCGUGCAUCCUGAGGAGCAAGAAGUGGUACACACCCUGCGCGUUUGAGAAGCUUAGCGGCAAGCUCAGCUGCAGGAACUGGAAGACGAGUAUCCGUUGCAAGGACACCACGUUAGAAAAGCUAUUGAAGGACGGACACCUGACAUGCCCGGGAUAUAAUAAGAGCAAGGCUAAGAAAUCAACGCUCCCCUGCAGCUCAAACACCGUUUCAGCUAUCUCUGAAAGCGAAGAAGAGAUGGAGGAAGAGGAGGGGGAGGAGGAGGAGCUGCAGGCCAACCCGUAUGAAGAGGAGGUCAGCAUGGAGGACGAAGUGGAACUGCAGGGGAAUGACAGCUCUACCCAGUGCUCCGAUACAGACCAAGGAGAUAAUCUGGACGAAGUGACAGACGAGAGGCCCAGGGUCGGCCAGAAUGAGUUCAGAGUGAUAUGUGGAGCUCUGAGUGGGAUGCUGCACAGGAGCCGCUUUGCCUCAGGGAGGUGUGGGAAAAGUAUUCGGACGGAGGACCGUUGGAUGAGUCCAGUGGAGUUCGUGGCGCAGGGUUCAGCAAUGCUUAACGCCCCCUGGAGGAGGGACAUCCAAUGGAAAGGACAGCCGCUCAGCAGUCUCCUUGAGAGGAAGAUGUUGCACUUACACUCUGAGCAGUGUGACUGUCCACUGUGCCAUCCAGACCCUAAAGUCCUGGAGGAACAGAAGAACGAUGAUUAUUGCUUUGUGUGUGGGAGACUGGGUGACCUGGUGAUGUGUGACCACUGUCCACGCUCCUUCCACCAAAAGUGUCACCUGCCCCAGCUGGACCCCUCUAUACUCGGGGACGACAGUAAAUGGAUGUGUACGUUCUGCAUCUGGAAUAUGAAUGAGUAUUUCUUUCGAAUGACGUACGAAGAGACCCUCAUGCAUCCUGUCUCCAACCACAUGCUGCCGUGCCACUACCUGCUCCUGUCUCUCUACAAUGCAGACAAGGAUCAAAUUUUUGCAAAAGACCCAUGCAUCCAUGUGAGGGGAUACAGCUCUCAAAUCGUGACUCCUAUGUGGCUGGACAAGAUCACAGAGCUCCUAGGCCAGCAGUACACCGUUGGACAGUUAUUGACCGAUAUCCAACUCAUUUUCUCCAACUGUGAUAAAUUUAACCAGAAUAGACCAGAGUUCCGGGACAUGGGAAUCAAACUGAAAGAGUUCUAUGAACAAGUUGUAGAAAAGGUUUUUCGCAGGCAGUAGCAGAGAAAUGCAACGUGCUGAUGGACCUUGGACAUGCUAGAAUUAAAUGCGUGGAUUUGUCACUGUGCUGCGUUUAGCACGCUGAGGAACAAGGCAGUUUAGCAAUAAGAACGGGUACUCGUCUGUGUGAAUGGCAUAACAUUCUUUACUUUAACAUAAAAUAACUUUUUAUAAUGUUCUGGUCUUUAAUGUAUAAAAUUAGGGCUGUCAAAUAUUAUCAAAUGGAAUGACACAUUAUCAUUAAUACAAAAUAUACUUAAUAAAUAAAAACUAUUUUUUUAUUUUUUAUAAGUGAUUUUGAGGGAGUUUUAUUGACUUACUCAGUGUGGGUUGAAUAUGAAACUUAUAGAACACAACAAAUUUGGGAAUUGUAAACGGGAAGUUACUUAGUACAAUUGUAAACCAACACUACUACUACUACUACAUUACUACAAGUGAAGUUCAAUUCAAAUAAGUAGCGCCACAGAUUUGGGAAUUGUAAGCAAAAAUCACAGCCAAAGUAUUAAUAUAACUAAUGGAGAUUUUCAACAUCUCAGGAUGAAGAUAUUUAGUCAACAUCAAGUUAAUAGUCUGAUAAUUUACCAGGAUAAUUGUGAGGACAUUCCAUUGGUAGGAUGGGGGUGCUAAAUGUGAUAUCAUAGAAUGAAUUGGCUUCUAGGAUACCCCUCACAGUUAUACAUUGCUUCACUCUCAAAAAGGAUGUGUUGGAAACAACAUAUUCUUAACGCAUCCAUGUGUUUAGUUAAGGACAACACAUCUUGGGCCCUAUUUUAACGGUCUGAAACGCAAGUGAGAAGCGCCAAGCGCAAGUAGCUUUGUGGGCGGUUCGAUGGCGAUGUCGAUAUUUUACCGGCGCAAAAAAUGACUGUUGCGCACGGCCCAUAUCUAAAAAGGGUUGGUCUGAAGUAGCCUAAUUACCCGUAGGUGUGGUUUGGGCGUAACUUGCAAUCAACCAAUGAGAGUGCCAUCUCCCAUCCCAUUUAAGGGCCAUGAGCGCAUUUGAAUCUGACGAGUUUAUAUUUUGACAUCGCGUCUGAAGUCUCCGAUGAGACAGAUGCACAUGAAUUUCUAACUUUAAAUGCCUCAGUUUAUGGCCAAAUAGUAUGGCCUAAUUCACACAUGGAAUAAGGUUUUCUUCCACAACUUCAGAAAUACUGAGUCCUCAAAUAAAUGUCGGCAAAGAAAACGUAUAUGAUAUAACAUGAUAUGCGUAACUGUGGUUCUAUUUAAUGAUAGACCCAAUAUAUUAUAAACAUUGUUUCUUAUCAGUGUUGUAUGCAUUAUCGUUAUCGACGUGUGUUCCUAAUAUGCAUGUGUCCCCCUUUUAAUAUACAUUGCCAAGGACUGUAUUAUGCGUUAUGUGUUUAGUUUGCGUGUGUUUAAACAGAUGGACAGAUGGUCAAAUGUGUAGUUUUUGAAACUGCUAGAGGUUAGCAGAUUUUUUUUCACACUAAGCAAUUUAUGAAGCUUUUCUCACAUCUCCAGACAAAGUGUGUCAUGCGCUGUGACAUGACAUUACAAUAAAAUUAAAAUGUUUAAAUAUUGAUUUCAAAUAUAAAUCAGGUAUGUUUUAUGUCUAAGAAUUACUCUUAAGGAACGAUCAUUACAAUUCUGCAUAUGUAUUUUUGCAAAGCUGUUUUUGGAUUCUAUUCCUUACUUGUGCCAUUUUUAUCACUUGCCCCCGUGGAAAUAUUGUGUAAAAUGAGACAAAAUAUUUGAAAAUGUUGAUUUUUUUCUUUUGAUAGUUGUAUUAUGCAAUGUUUUCAAAUGAACAUAAUCAUCAAAGCUAGUUUAAAUUUGACAUCACUUAUAGAACAAAUGAUCAGACCAUAAUGACAAACUGUCAAUCAGCCAAUAUUUAAAAUAGGAGGUAUAAAUGAUUUAAAGGGGACAUAUAAUACCACCAGGUGUGACUUUCUUGUUCCUCUGUGUUACAAGUAAUGGAAGAAAGAAGAUUAGACAGACUUUCGGUUGAAAUCAUUCGGGUUUUUUUGUGUCGCGGCUCUUUUCGGCGAAGGUCUGAUGGUUGGUUGACGUGCUUUCUUACCUUUAUCCAGAAAUGCUUUUGAACCCUCAUCUUACUAUUGGCUUUUUUCAUGCCAUCGAGCAUUGCUUUUAGCACCUUGUUUUCUCUUUCAAGCCUCUUCAUUUUUUCUGUCAACUUGGAAUGAAAAACCUUUUUGGGGGUACUUGGAAUUGGGGAAAGAGAACCAUAGUAGGAGUAAGAUGAACUGGACUAAAGGACUCAUCAUGUUCUUCGGGUGAUGGGGGAGUAAUGUCCAAAAUGGCUGCCAGAUCCAUCUUCUUCCUGUUCCUUGUCUUUGUAUUCUUCCAUUCCUCACAAAGCUCUUAUGUUUUGGGAGGCUGGUUAUGUUUCGUGGUUGGAUUUCUCCUUUAGCUUUCUUUUCUUGAUAUCUGACAGCUUUUACAUGUUUUCUACACAAGUGUUCGUCAUAGAGAAUGUUUAACCAACUUAAUUUCCCUAUUAUAAAAGUAUUUACUUUCUUUUACUCUCCCUAAGGAUCUCAUAUUUGGCUUCAUCCUACGCUAACCUGUGUUAUUGUUGUGUUAAACGCACACAAUACAGUUAAUGUGUUGAUGUUUGAACACUCUAGCUGACAACUCUUGGGAAAACAAAGGUGUUUCUCGUCCCUUCACCCUGAAUUUCCUGGUAGGAGCAUGUUUAUUUACAAUUUCACAACAUUUUCCUCAGAGAAUGUCCAAGUUAGCGCUACUUCCGGAAACAAACCUAUAUGCCCCCAAUUAACCAAGACAAAUCAUGAUGAUAAGCUUGUUUAUUAAUUGUUUUUAAAUUCCUCUUGAAAAUAAUGCGUGGUUUACAUUUGGGGAUUAUCAUUGCAGAAGACUCACAAAGAUGAGCAUUUAUGAGGAACAUUUGUUAGAAUUAGGUCAAUCAAAGUGGAUUUAAGAUUUGGCCUUGUAUGUAGGUUGACCAGCUGGCUAAGAUUAAUAGAGUCACAAAGAUUUAAAUUAAUCAGAAACUGCAUUUAGCCAGUGCCAAUUCAGAUCUCCAUCCAUUAUAAUUUAAUUGGGACAAGAGAUGCUUAAUUUGGACAAGAGGGACUUGGCUAUUUCCACCUUCAAUGCCAAAAAUUCCAUUUGCUUGCAGACUCAGACAAAACAAUUGAAGCCUCAAAUUCUGAUUUAACCUAAAUGGCUACACCACUACCUUUCUUGUGUUCAUGAACUCAUUAAAAGUCCACAAUUCUCUUAAAGUUUGUGAGGAGAUUUCAAUAAAAACAGCAAACUGCAACUUUUACAAGGAUAGAAAUGCAGGGAAAUUAAUUUAAAACAACCUAAUCCUCUCUCUCCAAACUUGGGAACGUAUAUACUUCCUCAAUUUUUCACCUAGAGACUCCAUUCCAAUUUAAAAAUGCUGAUAUUAUUAUUUAUAAAAUUCAGCUGAAAUCUUAAAUACAUUGCACUUUCGAAAAAGCUUUUUUAACUUUGCCUUUAUUUUCUAUUUUAACACUAAAAUGCCUUUUUAACUUUAUAUUUUACCCAUUUCUUUGCAUAUGUUUUCUUUUACUUAUCUAUUAUUUUAUUUUAUUUUAUAACAAUGUUUAUAUGUGAAGCACUUUGAGUCUGCCUUGUGCAUGAAAAGUGCUAUAUAAAUAAAGUUGCCUUGCCUUGCCUAUGUAGGGGGUUAGUUGCGUGUUACUCACCCCAGAUCCAGAACCAUCGUAGGUGAACAACUCUCUCUGACACGCUGCACUGGCACCUCGUCUCCAGGUGACCAACCCGCGAGAGAGACUCUCAACCCAGAGUCUCAAUUCCUGAGACUACCAGCCGCCUCAGCUGUUGCUAUUUACCGCUAAUGAGCUCCUCAACACCGCUUCCUCUGUGCGAUGUCAUUGCUGUCCCUGAUCAUAAGUACCCUAAAGUGGGCACUGCUGUCCCACUGAAAGCGCUUGGAAACAGGUUUCAAAAGUUUUCAUGUCGUUUAUUUUUCAGUCUGGUUCUUCAUAGUGUCCCUCUAAAUCAUCGUAGACAGCAUCAUCAUGAAGAUCUUGACAGGUGUGCAACACCUGCAAUACCAUUGCUAGGCGACGGUCCAAUGCGGAGAGAUGUGCUUCUGAGAGAAGGGGUUGGAUGACAGCAAGGGGGUCCCGGUCCAGCGACUCACGCAUGACAUCACUCAAACGGAAUCCCGGCCGGGACAUGAGGCGUAAACGUAGGAGAGUGGAACGUCGGAUUCUGUAAAGAGAAUAAGUGAAAAGUAGGUGUUUUUAUAAUUUGAUGUAAUCCAACUAUUUAUAUCUUUGUACGCGAAUUGGUUCUGUACGGUAAGGGUCCUUGACACCCAACCAACAGGUAAUGGGUUUUAUCUCCAAUGUACCUGUAGGCAUCCUUGGGCAAAAUUAAUACGUUGCUUUGUUUCCCAAUGCUAGGGACACACUACAGGAUGAUUAGCCCGAUUUCACCCUUCCAACUAACCAGCAAACCAGGAUUAUUUUUUGCUGGUUCUACCAAUUUUGUUUUGCUCGAUCGAUAGCUGUACUCGUAUCAUCUAGGAACGUUAUCGACAUUUGGUUUUUAAAUGAAUUGCACAAGCGGUUAUUCGAAUAAUAACCUCCGAUUUUUUAUUCACAGACAAAAGCUAGUAGGUAGGGGAGACCAGGGACAGUUGUAACAGGGGACGGUUGUAACACUGUGAAUUCCUCCAAUCAGAAACCAGCUAUGAUGACGAAACUCACUGUGCUUGUGCACAUUUAGUUUCCCUCCUUACUUGCGAAAACGGGAGUCGCAUUUGAAACCUACAGGGGGCGCUAUAAAGCAAAGUCUGUUUUUGAGGUCAAAAAAACACUUUUCUUCCCGAUGUUCUUUUUUGGAUGCUGUCCAAAGAUAAAAUGUCUACGAAUUCAAACAAGUAUUAUUAGAAUCCCUGUUUUGUAAGCUAUAAUAUA